This is a messenger RNA of Amphibalanus amphitrite, 2747 nucleotides long. Its product is annotated as caseinolytic peptidase B protein homolog. Lineage: Eukaryota; Metazoa; Arthropoda; Thecostraca; Balanomorpha; Balanidae. Gene Ontology annotation, molecular function: protein binding; ATP hydrolysis activity; ATP binding. The coding region runs from base 333 to 2204 and encodes 623 amino acids. Gene Ontology annotation, cellular component: mitochondrion; cytoplasm. The record is from RefSeq and is a predicted model, not a curated record. Gene Ontology annotation, biological process: cellular response to heat. The transcript has 4 exons.
AUAUAAAUUAACUUUUAAGUAUUUUUAAAGAACUUUUGUUGUGGAACAAUGGCUUGUUGUUUUUAUUUUUGGCAUUACACUAGCUUUGAAAGGCACUGUUUUAUAUUGUUGAACACGUACUUUAUUUUUGUGGUCGUGUUUUAAUUGGUUUGCUGCAGUAAAUUUGCGGCAGUUAUUGUGAGACCGAGACAAAAGUGGUGAGCGAGGACAAUGUAAUUUCUGUAUAUUGCUAUGCGCCCUAACCCAAACCCAACAAGUACAAAAAUACUACACAAAGAAACUAAGAAAGCUGAAAGAAGUUAACUCUGCCAAGCUAGAUUUAUUGUGUAAUCAUGAUGUUCAAUUUCGCUUCGAGAAGUGUUUCUAGGAAGAUGUUCUGCCACUACCAGCGGUCGUUGGAAGCCAUCUCUGAGCUUCAACCUCUGCAACAUUUGAUGCAACGGUCGCCACUACCUGCGGCCGCCUCUACAAGUACUGACUGUACUUCACAAGUACUCCCCCCGAUGGCUGCCCGACGACAUACGCCUUCACCAAUCGACAGCUGCGCCGGCGCCAGCAGCAAAGAGCGCUCCGGCCGCUGGCCUCGUCUACCGGUGCUGGCCACCGGCCUUCUGGCCAGCGUCUGGGCAGUUAUGGACGACGAGUCCAGACUAUUUAUGGCAGCUCGUUUUGGUGACGCGCAGGAGAUCCGACAGCUAGUGGCGGCGGGCGAGGACGUGAACCAGCGCCACCCACUGGGCUGGACGGCCCUGCACGUGGCUGCCGUCCGCGGUCACCUGGAGGCGGUCCAGGCGCUCCUCGACGUCGGCGCUCAGGUCGACAGUGGCGACGAAUUCUGCAGUGUCUUCUCGACGGCCCGCGAGAAGAGAAUCAACUCGUUGAACGUAUUAGUACGCCGCGAAGACGAGUUCAGCGACCGACUCAACAACCGCGUGUCGUUCCGCGGAUGCACGCCAUUGCACUACGCCGUGCUGAUGGAUCGGCACGAUGUGGCGGCGGUCCUCCUGCGCGCUGGCGCCUCACCGGUCGCGCGCAACGACAGCGGGCAUUCACCGAUCGACUACGCCAGAGAUGAAGAAAUGCGGCAGUUGUUGACCAUUGCAGAGCAGAAACUAGUGGCCGAGCAGAAAGCCCGCGAAGCUGAGGAGCGGCGCCGCUUUCCGCUAGAGAAACGCAUCAAGGAGAAGAUUGUGGGCCAGGACGGUGCCAUCGCCACUGUAGCGUCCGCUAUUCGCCGCAAAGAAAAUGGGUGGUACGACGAAGAACACCCGCUCGUGUUCCUCUUCCUCGGCUCGUCCGGUAUCGGCAAAACAGAGCUAGCUAAACAGAUAGCCGCAUAUCUCCACAAAAACAACAACAAGGGUUUUAUCAGACUGGACAUGUCCGAGUACCAGGAGAAACACGAGGUAGCCAAGCUGAUCGGCUCGCCUCCCGGCUACAUUGGACAUGAUGACGGCGGGCAGCUGACCAAGCGACUACGCAGCUGCCCUAACGCCGUGGUCCUAUUUGACGAGGUUGACAAGGCGCAUGCCGACGUUUUGACGGUCCUGCUACAGCUGUUUGACGAGGGCCGCCUCACUGACGGCAAGGGCCGCACCAUCGAAUGCAAAGACGCCAUCUUCGUGAUGACGUCAAACUUGGCCAGUAACGAGAUCGCAGACCACGCCAUGGAACUGCGCCGUGAGGCCGAGCGGCUCGCACGGGAACGCUACGAGGGCAAAAUUGACGACGUGGAGUUCACAGAACGAGUCAACAUCUCGCGGUGCUUCAAGGAUUCUGUGGUGCAGCCGAUCUUAAAGCGUCACUUUUUGCGUGAUGAGUUCCUAGGUCGCAUCAACGAGGUGGUAUAUUUUCUUCCGUUUUCGCGGCCCGAGCUGCGUCAGCUAGUCACCCGCGAGCUGCAAUUCUGGGCGGACCGUGCCAAGAAGAAGCACGACAUCGAGCUGAAAUGGGACCGGCGCGUGCUGGACGUGCUGGUGGAUGGCUACAACGUCUACUACGGCGCCAGAUCGAUCAAGCACGAGGUGGAGAGACAGGUGGUGAACCAGCUGGCCGAGGCCCACGAACAGCAGAAGCUGCCUCCGGGCUGUGCCGUGUUUGUCACCGUCUCUGACCGGGCGGCCGAGCCCGGCGGCGGACGCUCCGUCAAAAUCCAGCUGGGCUCCGGCACAGACCUGGAAGACUACGUUUCGCCCCUCAGAUGAACAGGGGACUAGGGAAAGGGAACACGCCAAGUUGGUGGUGACUGGCGAUACGUGAAAACGCGGAGUCGACCAAUGUGAUAAACAGCGCUGCUGUCUAAGACUAGCUUUGAUGUAGUCUCAGGCUGCCUAGUGCAUACAGUCUUCUUGUUGAUUUGACACAAUGUUGAUGGGAAGGGCCGUUCGUGUUUCCAUGGGCGCCAAUGUCACCGUACAGCAGACACCAACCGGGGCCAACUGCAGGACUAUGUUGGUUGCGAUUUGGUGGCCAGUGUUCCGACCACGGUGUCAGCGAUGUCUGGGUCGGUGUUCGAGUUUUUCACUCAUAUUGUAGUGGGUACUGGGUAUCGUGCAGCAUCAUGUCUUUCCUUGUUGUUACGGUCAUUGAUUGCAACAUCGUCGUUGCUGUUUAAACGGUGCUGUAUUUAUUGUGCCAGGACCCAAGUCGUUUUAACGCAUAGGGUAUCGUUUGGUUCUGCGCAUGCUAUUACGUUUGCAUGUUUUACCCCAUUCCCACAGUUGAUAAUAAAUACAGAACGAAGUGUA